This is a messenger RNA of Stylophora pistillata, 1843 nucleotides long. Its product is annotated as betaine--homocysteine S-methyltransferase 1. Gene Ontology annotation, molecular function: zinc ion binding; betaine-homocysteine S-methyltransferase activity. Lineage: Eukaryota; Metazoa; Cnidaria; Anthozoa; Scleractinia; Pocilloporidae. The record is from RefSeq and is a predicted model, not a curated record.
CUUCGGUCUGUACUGGCGACCUGGGUCAAGAUUCUCCCAUACAGACCUCCCGCCCGGUUAAUAAGAACUAAAUAUUGCCUCUUACUUCCGUGACAAAAUUGGGACUUGAUGUGGACUGGAGAGCCUCGACUGAAAAUUGCUCCCUUUUGCCCUAGAAGGAGGUAAAAAGCGGAAUACAAGUAGCAUCAUAGUUACGAUAUUUUUUCUCAUGGGCCAAGCUUGUGUUAAAUUGAAAGAAAACCAGACUUCUUUGUAGCUUGCAAGUCGAAGAAGAAAUGCCUUUUUAAGAAUUAGAUGUGGUCAAUGUAAUACCGGGCUUUCUCACAGAGCCAGUUAGGUAGCAGUUACAAAAUAAAUUCCUUGAAAUACAACAUGUUCUGUAAAGUGUUCCAGAAGAAUAUUCACUACAGUUAAAUGAAAGAGUUAAAAGCAAAAAACAAAUCUUCCAUUAGUUGUCUUUAGAAACGUCGAUCUGCUCUCAUAAUUCCCUUUCUUUUCUAUUUUAUAAACUGUUAUCUUUUUUUCCUCUCUCUCUCUCUCUCUCUCUAAAUCAAAUGUAUUUAACUUUUUCUUUGAUUAAGAAUUCUUUAUAAAUAGAUUUUUAAAAACUGGUCUACCUAGCCUAACAUUGCCUACCCUAGAGCCAGGAGAAGAUGGGCCCUGGUAAUCAGAAAAUUUGCAUAGAUUAAGUUUUGUUGUUCUCGACGCAGAAAGCUUUCAUCGCAUUACAUGCGUCACACAACGGAACAAUGACUAUGCAGAAGUAGUCCAGAGAUAACGUACUCUCUCCCUCCAAAUAUAGGCCAUAAACUCACCUUUCGACUUUCCGAGACGUUCUUAGAAGACAGAAGGCUCGAUCAGUUCUUUUAAAUCAAACUUUUGACCGCAAAGUAUGUCAGCUUCUGGAAUGACUAGUAUUUUAGAGCGCCUUAACGCCGGUGAGGUUUUAGUCGGAGAUGGAGGGAUGACAUAUGCCUUGGAAAAACGAGGAUACGUGAAAGCAGGACCUUGGACGCCGGAAUGCAACGUGGAGCAUCCAGAUGGAGUUCGCCAACUUCAUCGAGAGUUCCUUCGAGCAGGAGCUGACGUCAUUCAAGGUUUCACAUUCUCUAUGGACGAUGACUUGGGAGGAGACAAUGCCAAAUAUGGGACCCAGAAAAUAAACCAAGCAGCUUGCGACCUUGCUAAGGGCGUGGCACAAGAAGGAGGGGUGUACUUUGCAGGUUGUAUCUGUCAGACAGCUUUCUUGUAUCAGAAAGGCGCUGGAAAAGAUGUCAUAAUGAAGAAGUUUAGAGAUGAAAUCGAGAUUUUCGUUCAGAAUGAUGCAGAUAUUCUCAUUGGCGAGUUCUUUGCUAAUGUAGAAGAAGCAGAAUGGGCGGUAGAAGUGAUGAAGUCCACAGGAAAACCAGUAGCCAUAACCAUGCAAAUUGGACCACAGGGUGACAGGCAGAAUGUGCCGUCAGGCGAAUGUGCUGUGAGACUGGCAAGGGCUGCUGAACGAGGCAGAUUACCAGCCGCCAGCGACAAGCAUAGUCCUUGGGGAGAAGCACUCAAACAUCAUUCAGUAUCCUCGGUUCGAGCAAGGGGUAAUCGAGCGUACUGGGAAAACCUCAAGCCAGCCUCUGGCCGCCCGUUUUGUCCUUCAGUUAGUGGACCGAGAGGAUCUGGCCAAUCUCAGUAAAAGAUGAAUUGAUUUCAUGAACGUUGGGUCGCUCCACUGUUUUUUGUUGUACUGAGAAGUUUCAUGUAAAGAGUUCUGUCCAAGACCUUAAUUCCACCGGCGAUUAGACCUUUCCUUGAAGAGAACAAUGCCAGCGAAAAUAAAGUAAGAUUUUUGAUCAUG